AUGGCCAAAGUUCCAACAUUUUCUCUCAUCAUCAUUAUCAUUCUCCUCUCCUUGCUAGCCAUUUCCCUCCCAACAAGCUCCCAAGGAUUCUCUACAAAACUCUCCAAGAGAGAGAUGCGGAGACCAGAGCAGCUAACUCACCUCCAUUUCUACUUACACAACCUCCUCCGCGGCGAAGCCACGAACGUGGUGGUGGCGCAAGCCGCCACCACGAACACCUAUAAAUACAGACUCGACGAGGUGGCGGUCUUCGACGACUGGCUGACGGAGCGCCCGAACCUGGGCGAGCUCAGUGUUGGGAAUUCUUGUAUUCAUCUAAUGAGUGCAGCGGAAAUUGCAUACAAGAAUACAGAUCUAGAUUCAUAA
Messenger RNA from Salvia hispanica, 366 nucleotides. Its product is annotated as dirigent protein 1-like. The record is from RefSeq and is a predicted model, not a curated record. NCBI's taxonomy places the organism in Eukaryota, Viridiplantae, Streptophyta, Magnoliopsida, Lamiales, Lamiaceae.